Molecule: messenger RNA, 1363 nt
Organism: Mesorhabditis spiculigera
Lineage: Eukaryota; Metazoa; Nematoda; Chromadorea; Rhabditida; Rhabditidae
Source: the annotation of a GenBank genome assembly
ACGUGGCGUCCUCCCAGCCUCCGUUCGUCCCAUGGUUAAAGCACAAAAAGAGCAAGACGCCAGAGAGGAGCAAGAACUCAAGGAGCAACAGGAAAAUGGAAUGCUGGCCCCACUAGAUGAACUGAAUGCCGAGAUUCAGCAGGAAAAUAAUGGUCCCGCAACGGCGGAGAAAAAAGCGGCGCCGAGUCUUGUGCCGGAUUUGGUCGGAAAGGAUAGAUACGAUAAGGCUUCAAAAUGUUUCUCCUACGUCCCGUCAAAAGCCCUAAAAGAAGCCUUUUCCCAGCCAAAGAAACCGACACCAAAGAGAGUAUUCGACACCAGCAAGGAAAACCUUGAUGUUCCGCAAGACCGCGACGCGUGGCGGCAACGGAACUGCCGCAGCGUGACGUCAGCUCCAGAACGGGAAGAUCCAGAUGUGACGAGGAGGAGAACACAGGAGAGGAUGCUGUUAGAGGAGCUGAAAAACGCGAACGACUCGCCACGGCCAGCCGGACGCGAUUAUAAUGAAGUGGCUGCCCCACGAGAUCCGCUAGAGGCCUAUAGACGCGAGGAAGAACGGCUUAGGAAUACUUCAUCACCAUUUGACGAUUUGCCCAAGAGGAUGGGAAGAGGAGUCCGCGGCAAACCCCCGACCCCUCCACCCCGUGAAAGGAGUCGUUCUCCUCCUCAGAGUCGUGUCAACACCCCAGGCUUGGAGCAACACUACCGCCAACCCCACCAAAACGGCUACACCUCGGCGAAGGAGACGAACAUUGACGACGAUUUUGGCGAUUUUGCGCAUCUCGGGAAUAUCGUUAAGAACGAGAACGCCUCCCCUGCUCCAACCCAUCGACACGUUAACCACCAUCAACAUCAACAACAAUACGAGACGCCACAGGGACAGAGAAAACAAUCCUCCGAAUACGCGAGACCAUCGACCGUCGAUCCAUCGGCUUGGGCUAAAGGAAGAGAGACACCAUCCGGUAGAUAUCCGGACAACCGUUACGCCGAGUACGGUUCGUUGUCGCGUGCACAGACUCCCUCGGGACAGUUCUACUCCGGACAGGAACGUGUCGCCGCCGCGAUCGUCCGUGCCGAGACUCCAUCCCGUCAGUACUACGGUACCCAGGAAAGAGCCCAAUCUGUCGGUGGAAGGGCCGAGACCCCGAAUUUCCCCCUUCGCGGCGAGACCCCGCUACCGUACCAUCCAUUGCUGUAUAGCCAGGGUACCGCCAGUCGACCGGAUUUGUCGCGCAACAGAUCGGAGCCGGACGGUCAGACGAUGAAUCAUAGGUCAGCCUCCCCGCGCUCGAACUACUACAGCCAAUCCCUCAGCCGGCGAUCGUCUCUCAAUUCCGUCGUUUGCUGGAUUCUCCGUGUCUGU